AUGUCUCCAUCUAAAAUGAAUGCUGUAGCAGGAACUACUUCAGAAGUCGAACAAAAAAUCAGGAAAGAAUUGGCGCUUAGUGAUGAAGUUACCACUAUCAGACGUAACGCUCCAGCUGCUGUCUUGUAUGAGGACGGUUUGAAAGAAAACAAGACCGUAAUCUCAUCAAGUGGUGCACUGAUUGCUUACUCCGGUGUGAAGACCGGUAGGUCUCCAAAGGACAAGCGUAUCGUCGAAGAACCCACGUCAAAAGACGAAAUCUGGUGGGGUCCCGUCAAUAAGCCUUGUUCUGARAGAACCUGGUCUAUCAACCGUGAAAGAGCAGCUGACUAUUUGAGAACAAGAGAUCAUAUCUACAUAGUUGAUGCCUUUGCUGGCUGGGAUCCAAAAUACAGAAUUAAAGUUCGUGUUGUUUGUGCAAGAGCUUACCACGCUUUAUUUAUGACAAAUAUGCUGAUCAGACCUACUGAAGAAGAAUUGGCUCAUUUCGGUGAACCUGAUUUCACCGUUUGGAAUGCUGGCCAAUUCCCAGCUAACUUACACACUCAAGAUAUGUCUUCCAAAAGUACCAUAGAAAUUAACUUCAAGGCAAUGGAAAUGAUCAUUUUAGGUACUGAAUAUGCGGGUGAAAUGAAAAAAGGUAUUUUCACUGUGAUGUUUUAUUUGAUGCCUGUACACCAUAAUAUUUUGACUUUACACUCUUCCGCAAACCAAGGUAUCCAAAACGGCGACGUCACUUUAUUCUUUGGUUUGAGUGGUACUGGUAAAACCACUCUAUCUGCAGACCCACAUAGAUUAUUGAUUGGUGACGAUGAGCACUGCUGGUCUGAUAAUGGUGUCUUCAAUAUUGAGGGUGGUUGCUAUGCCAAAUGUAUUAACCUAUCUGCUGAAAAGGAGCCUGAAAUUUUCGAUGCUAUUAGAUUCGGUGCCGUAUUGGAAAAUGUUAAGUACGAUGAGAAAUCUCAUGUUGUUGACUACGAUGAUUCAUCAAUUACUGAAAAUACUAGAUGUGCGUACCCAAUUGAUUAUAUUCCAAGUGCUAAGAUUCCAUGUUUGGCCGAUUCCCAUCCAAAAAACAUCAUCCUAUUAACUUGUGACGCUUCUGGUGUUUUACCUCCCGUUUCUAAACUGACUCCUGAACAAGUCAUGUAUCAUUUCAUUUCUGGUUACACCUCUAAAAUGGCAGGAACUGAGCAAGGUGUCACUGAACCUGAACCAACAUUUUCUUCCUGUUUCGGUCAACCCUUCUUAGCUUUGCACCCUAUCAGAUACGCUACCAUGCUAGCCACCAAGAUGUCUCAACACAAAGCUAAUGCCUACUUAAUUAACACCGGCUGGACUGGUUCCUCUUAUGUUUCUGGAGGUAGUCGUUGUGCAUUAAAAUACACAAGAGCAAUCCUAGAUUCCAUUCAUAAUGGUUCGCUAGCUAAGGAGUCAUACGAAUCUUUACCAAUUUUUAAUCUCCAAGUUCCUACCAAGGUCAAAGGUGUUCCGGCUGAACUUUUGAAUCCAGCUAAAAAUUGGUCUCAAGGUGAAGCUAAAUAUAAAGGCGCCGUUACCAACUUGGCCAAUUUGUUCGUUGAAAACUUUAAAAUUUAUCAAGACAGAGCUACUCCAGAUGUAUUAGCCGCUGGUCCUCAAUUUUGA
This is a messenger RNA of Saccharomyces eubayanus, 1647 nucleotides long. It is a transcript of the gene PCK1, whose product is annotated as phosphoenolpyruvate carboxykinase PCK1. Gene Ontology annotation, biological process: gluconeogenesis. Bases 1 to 1647 code for a protein of 548 amino acids. The transcript has a single exon. Gene Ontology annotation, molecular function: ATP binding; phosphoenolpyruvate carboxykinase (ATP) activity. Gene Ontology annotation, cellular component: cytosol. Lineage: Eukaryota; Fungi; Ascomycota; Saccharomycetes; Saccharomycetales; Saccharomycetaceae. The record is from RefSeq and is a predicted model, not a curated record.